AUGCAGGCUCAACACCCAGUAGCAGAGCUGCGUCUCUUGUUUACCGCUGCAGGCGGGAUGUGCGCUGAUGGCCGUGACGGACAUGCGCAGGUCGCAUGGGCAACCAGCUUAUAUCUCUAUCUAUCUGUCUAUGGACGGCCGUGCUGGCGAUGGCGAAUCGGGAGACUGGAUAUUGAAAAGGAUGUGGCCGCUACAUACUGCUUCUCGCACCUCCAUUUUCCAUCCAAAGUGCCAUCAUCCAUUCAGUAUCUGUGUCUGCAUCUAUUACAUCCCACGGCAAUCAAUCCUGUCUGUCAUGUCUCUGCUUCAGAUCGCCUCGCACCGGAAUUGAAACUGCAUCAUUCAAGUUCGUGCGGUCGCACCAGAUACUGUUGCUGCUCGACGCUUCAAGGCAAUUCGGCAUCUUCAUCAUCGUCAUCCCUGGUCAAACCCGAUCCCGAUGGCGUUGUACAGGCCUCCGUCACCUGCUCCGCUCUCGCACAGCACAGCACAACACAGCCCCGGUUCGUUCGAUUCAAGACAACGAGAGAGAGAUCGAUCGUCAAAGACACCAAGCAGGCAGGGCAAGGCAAGGCAAGGCAAGGCAAGGCAAGGUACCUGACCUGUGCGCCAGAAUCGACGCUCCCUCGAGUUGGUCUCGCAAACGCCCUCGAACAGCCCCGAAUCCGUCCGUCCAUCCACCAAGGGGGUGCCACCCUCACAUACCUACCUACCGACGUGACUCUCCUCUCCCCAAGUUUCCCACGUUGA
Molecule: messenger RNA, 750 nt
Organism: Trichoderma reesei QM6a
Lineage: Eukaryota; Fungi; Ascomycota; Sordariomycetes; Hypocreales; Hypocreaceae
Exons: 5
Coding region: 1-750 (249 amino acids)
Source: RefSeq, a predicted model, not a curated record